Messenger RNA from Saimiri boliviensis boliviensis (Bolivian squirrel monkey), 461 nucleotides. The record is from RefSeq and is a predicted model, not a curated record. NCBI's taxonomy places the organism in Eukaryota, Metazoa, Chordata, Mammalia, Primates, Cebidae.
UGUCGGGUGAAGGUGUUUGGGACUUCCGUGGCUGGACGUGAUUGGCAAUUCGCAGUAUCGUCGUAUCGGCUAACAGGUCAAAAUGCAGAUCUUUGUGAAGACCCUGACCGGCAAGACCAUCACCCUGGAGGUGGAGCCUAGUGACACCAUCGAAAAUGUCAAGGCCAAGAUCCAGGAUAAGGAAGGCAUCCCCCACGACCAGCAGAGGCUCAUCUUUGCAGGCAAGCAGCUGGAAGAUGGCCGCACUCUUCCUGACUACAACAUCCAGAAAGAGUCGACCCUGUACCUGGUCCUGCGUCUGAGGGGUGGCUGUUAAUUCUUCAGUCUUGCAUUCGCAGUGCCCAGUGAUGGCAAUACUCUGCACUAUAGCCAUUUGCCCCAACUUAAGUUUAGAAAUUAACAAGUUUCAGUAAUAGCUGAACCUGUUCAAAAUGUUAAUAAAGGUUUUGUUGCAUGGUAAA